Molecule: messenger RNA, 3051 nt
Organism: Pseudopipra pipra
Lineage: Eukaryota; Metazoa; Chordata; Aves; Passeriformes; Pipridae
Product: secretin-like
Exons: 12
Coding region: 2235-2876 (213 amino acids)
Biological process (GO): brain development; positive regulation of somatostatin secretion; negative regulation of gastrin-induced gastric acid secretion
Cellular component (GO): extracellular region
Molecular function (GO): hormone activity
Source: RefSeq, a predicted model, not a curated record
UGGAACUGGAAAGAUCCCGGGGUCAGCAGAUGCCUUUAAAGUGACAGGGAACACCUCCGUGCCUGGGCACCUCAGCCGCUCCCAGUUCCUCCAGACAAGCAGCCCAAGGCCGAGCGCUCCUCCCGUGGCACGAUGCUCCCGGCACGGCAGUGGCACACAGGAGUCAGCCCCGCGCAGGAGCUCACAGCCUGCCCAGGGCUGGCGGGAGAAUUGAGCCCACAGAGCAUCAGCAUGGCCAGCUCGGUCAUCUUGGCCAGGGGCACAGCUCUGCACAGCCCCUGGCAGAGGACAGGCAGCAGGACAGGCAGCAGGACAGCAGUGGCUGAUGCUGGUACAGCCAGAGACUACUUGCAGCAGUUUGUUCCAAGUGAGCGCUCAUCUCACCCAGAGAGAACCACUCAGCCUCAGGAGCUGCUGGCCUGGCCCGGGGCAGACGCCCCGAGGCACCUCCACUCGGGGCAUCUCCCCUCCGUGUGUUUGCGGCUCGGACGGCGGGGCAGCCCCGGGACCCGCCCGCGGCCCCGGUGGCACUCGCAGAGCUGGGAGUGAUGCAAGGAAAUUACUCCAAGCUGCUCCCCCGCUGGCAGCAGCGUCACCGUCAGCUCAGGGCCUGGGCAGGGCUUACCUGCAGACACACAGAGACAACCCCAUGCCCACAUGGCCUCACACAGAAUUUUGACUUACCCUGCAGAGCUCCGAGUGCUGAUUUUGGAGAGUCUGUCUGCAUCCUCCCUGUGGUGUGGGUCAGGAUAUGCAACUUUGUGAUGAAACCCUCUCUUUUCCAAAGUGCAGUUUUCUGUCUUUACCUCCACCACAGAAAAAGGCGAGGGGAAUCUCCACUCCCACUUGGAACGUUCUCACAAAUGGAGAAUGGGAGCAGCAAGGUGCAGAUUCCCAAAGCUCCAAUCAGUCAAUAUUGCUGAGCAGGAUCCUUUAUCACUCCUGUUUCCAGAAUCUCCUGAUGAGUGUUUGGUGCUAAUUCUGGUUAAGGAAAAUCAGAUGUUGUUUCAGGACUGGGGAUUUGGUUUGGGCUCUAGUUUAUUCAUGUAUAAAUUUCAGCUUGCAAAUGCUUUUGAGUUCCCUUCAUGGCCCUGAAUUUCCUCAUCGAGGUCUCAGAACCUGCUUUUGAGUUCGAGCCCGUGGUUGGCAGCUGCAUUAAUUGCAGCAGUGCUGGGCAUGUCUGCACAGUUUUCUACCCCACCACUCUUUCACUCUGCCAGUGCUGCUGGAGACAAAUCCCAUUUUUUGUGCAAAGUAGGUAAAUCAGGUUACUUAGAGCAUGUUCUUCCAGUCCCCAGAAGCUUUUACUGUCCUAUUAUUCACCCUCUGCUGCCAUCAUGGGGCCACUUUGUCAUUCCGACCUCUUCUCUAUCCUCUCAUCCAGACUCUCAUGGCAAACUGAGGUUCCUCAGAGCUCGGGGGCAUUUCAGACCCAUUGAGGUUACUUGCAAAGGAAGGGAAAUCACAUUAGUAAUUUUUAGUUCCCUACAUGUUGUUCGGCCUUUAUAAACCUUCUUUCUUCCUUGCCUUGCUCCUCCAGGGGUUUUCUCAGCUGUGGGUGUUUGGCAACACCAGGAGCCCAGGUUGAAGUGCCACCACCAUUCCCAUGUCACCUUUACCUGCAGCACUUGAGACGAACCAGCUCCAACCCCCAGCAAUGGCAGGGAAUAUAUUCAGGAUGUUUUCCAUGUAUGCUGCUUUUUUAGGAGCUGUGACAGAGUCUGUUCUCAGCACACCUUUCCCAGGUGAAACCACAGCUCAAAAGGUGUUGUUCCCCUCAUGCAAAAGUCAGCCCUGAUCCUACUGAGCAGACAACAGUUGCCCUAUAAAAGUGACAUGUCAUUCAGCCAAAUCACUGGGGCACAAAGGGACUCACCAACAGAUCCUGGCAAUUGCAAACACAGCCCAAGCCAGCAUUAAAAGAGAAGAACAGGAGAUUAAGCUCCUAUCAAGAGGUAAUUAAAGCUGGGAGAUAAUGAUGACAAUCACAGUGAAUCAAUUGGUACAGGGAUGUUUGCCCAACAAACGACUGUUGUUAGAGACAGAAGCAGGAAUUAUUAUCCAUCAGCAGAAAUAGUCCAUCCAAUUGCUGUGAAUGACCCCAUCAGGUAAUUAAAGGGGCAUUCCAGCCCCACUGCAUUGUUUGCUGUUAAUCAUGAUUGCUCAUAUUCAUAGCUUUACCCAAAUAAUUGCCCCUGAUAAGGGCAGCACAUUUAUAGGGGACCACAAGAGGAAUGGGCCAGUGGAGCAUCAGCAGCGAGCCACGAGGGACCAGGGUUGGAGGAAGGCAGGUGUGUUAUAAAUUCCGGAUACGGUUCCUGUGCGGUCCUUGGGGAAAGAUUUCAGGAGAGGACAUGGUUUCCAUGAUGACAACUCUGUGGCAAGUCAUUAUUCCCAUGAUUGUCCUGUCCCACUUCUCAGCAUCUCUGCCAUCCCGGGAGAGUCCCCCCAGGAUGGAGCGACAUGCUGACGGGCUCUUCCACAGCGAGCUCAGCAAGAUGAACGGCAACGCCUACGUGAGGCAGCUGGUCAAACACCUGGUGGGCCUCAAGGAGAGGUCCCAGCGGCACUCGGAUGGGCUGUUCACCAGCGAGUACAGCAAGAUGAGAGGGAACGCCCAGGUGCAGAAAUUCAUCCAAAACCUCAUGGGCCGCAAGCGCAGCUCUCCUGGCCCGGUCGACACAGAUGUGCAGGAGAGAGAGGGAGAGAACAACCCUGCAGAACUUUGCUUUCUCUGGUUGUACCAGAGCUUUCUGAACACCAGCCUCUCAGACAGAGAUGCCUGGGAAGCUGCUGCCAUCAGCAGCCGGUACGUUUGCCCCAUCUCUAAGCCUCUGGUUGCAGACAUGAAGGAAGAUACAGAUGGUUCUGCCUGAAGGUGAAGGGAAAAAAACAGCCAAGGAGACAGCUUUGCAUGUGUAUGGCCUUGAAAAUAAACAGGGAAGCUCUUGAAUUUGCUUAGGAAAAACUCUUGAGAUUGGCAAAUAAAUAAAAAUAAUCGUGGAAAGCAGCCAAAACCCGAUGAAACCUCUUAGAUUACCCAAAGUGAAA